AUGACACGCCACGCACGCAACACGGCCUACCUGGAGUAUGCGAAGGGUGUUGACGCACCCGCCAAGAGCUACAACGGAGUUACCCUGGACACCUCCAAGUGGUCGGCCUCGAUGGUGAAGUCCUUCAGCAUCAAGGCCAAGGUGAAGUUCAACAACAUGAACUCCAACUACCCCCACCUUUUCUGGGGCGAGGACUCAGGCACCUUCGCCUUCUGCGUGCACGGCCUCGGUCCGGCCUACGGUGGUCGAAAGGGCGAGACCGCCUACUACCUGGCGACUGCCAAGGGCAUUGGCCCGCACGGCCGGGGGCUGGACAACGGCCAAGGCUGGAUUGGCACUGGGAACAAAAUGGACGACGGCCAGUGGCACGACUUCGAGGUUGCCAAGUACGGGACCAAGUCAGCCAUCUUCCUGGAUGGGCACAAGGUGGAAGCAAGCAUCGCGGCCGGAAAGACGGAGGCGGACUUCAUCAUGAAGCCGGUCACCACGCUCCGCAUCGGCACCGCGAAGGAAGGCACCGGCUUCGAGGGAGACAUCGGGGACGUGGUCAUUACUGCUGAGGGCAAGCAGGUGUUCCCAGAGCCCCCCCCGCCUACUGCCAAAGCUGCCGCGGCGGGGGCGGGGGCGGGGUGCACUGGCAGCCUGCUGCCGGGCAACACGAGCUGCGACGAGCAGAGCGUGGAGGACUGCAAGGGCAAAUACACGGAGUUGUCUCCCGGCGUCUACUCGCACUGCGAUGUGAGCGGUGGCCAGUGCCUGGCGACGGGGCCUAUUUGCAAGACCGGCUGCCGGGGCAAGCGCCGCGUCAAGCGGGACUAUGAGCUGCCGGCCUGGCUGAAGUGGCUGGAGGGUAGUUCCAAGCACUUGCGCGUGCGCAUGCGCGAGUGGGAGGACGGGCUGUGGCGCAAGAGCAGCGGCUGGCACGGCCACGACCUCAUCCACAGCCCCCAGAGCGCCGUGUACAUACCUUGCUACUUCUACAGCCCCGCGGAGAAGAUGCUGCAGGGCCCCGUCUGCUUCGGCCCCGGCGCCGAGAGCCACCGGGGCCUUUGCCACGGGGGCGCCAUGACCUCCGCGGCAGCCUCAGGCGAGAAAAACGACCACGGGGACCCCGCCUUCGACGACCUGUUGGGCCACCUGGCGUUUCUGGCGGCGGGGGAAGGGCCAUGGAGCGGCGCCACGGUGCAGAUCAACUGCAAGCUCUGCAAGCCCGUGCGGGUGGGUCAGACGCUGCUGCUGGAGGGUCACGUCGCCAAGCAGGAGAGGAAGAAGGUCUUCGUGGAAGCGCGGCUCGUGGGGGAGACGGGGGAGGUCUACGGCCGCAUGGACGGGCUCUCCAUCGUAGGCGCCAAGAUGCAGGAGGAGGACUCCGAGCUGGACAGAAGGCAGUGGCACUUCGACGAGGCGAAGCGGGCCAUCGUGGACUCCCCUGACCACCGGCACCUGCUCUGA
This is a messenger RNA of Effrenium voratum, 1452 nucleotides long. NCBI's taxonomy places the organism in Eukaryota, Dinophyceae, Suessiales, Symbiodiniaceae. The record is from the annotation of a GenBank genome assembly.